AUGCCUGGCGGCUCGGAGCCUGUGAGUUUUGAAGAUGUGGCCGUGCAUUUCACAGAAGGGGAGUGGGCCCUGCUGGAUCCAGAGCAAAGAGCCCUCUAUGAGGAGGUCAUGCAGGAGAACUACAACGCCGUGGCCUCCCUGGCCAGAAAUGCAGGAUACCCAGUUCCAAAGCCAGACCUGAUCUGCUUUGAAGGAGGGGAGGUGAUUUGGCUACCUGAGCCGCCAAAGAUCGCCGAGAGGCAUGCGGCUUCAGUCUCCAGCUCAGGAAAGGAAUCCCAUGAGUGUUCAGAGUGUGGGAAAAGCUUCAACAAUCCUUUACGCUUGCUGAGACAUCAGAAGAUACACACAGGUGAAACUCCCUAUAAAUGCUUGGAGUGUGGGAAAAGUUUUACCUCAAAGAGCCAUCAAGAGAAACAUCGAAGAAUCCACACCGGAGAGAAACCAUACUCUUGUUCAGAGUGUGAGAAGAGCUUCAGCGUAAAAUCAAGCCUUCAUGAACAUGUGAGAAUCCACACAGGAGAGAAACCGUACGAAUGCUCGCUCUGUGGGAAGAGAUUCAGGCAGAGAUCGCAUUUUGCUAAGCAUAAGAAAUUCCACCCAGGAAAGGAAUCCCAUGAGUGUUCAGAGUGUGGGAAAAGCUUCAACAAUCCUUUACGCUUGCUGGAACAUCAGAAGAUCCACACAGGUGAAACCCCCUAUAAAUGCUUGGAAUGUGGGAAAAGCUUUGCCUCAAAGAGCAGUCAAGAGCUACAUCAAAGAAUCCACACAGGAGAGAAACCAUACCAGUGUCUGGACUGUGGGAAGAGAUUCAGUCAUCAAUCAAACCUGCAGGUACAUAAAAAAAGACACACUGGAGAGAAACCCUUUAAAUGCAUGGAGUGCGGCAAAGGCUAUAUUACUAGUUCAGGCCUCAUAAACCACCAUAAAAUCCACACAGGAAAGAAACAAUCUGAAUGCUCAGAUGAGGGGGAAGGUUCCAGAAAGAGGACUGACCUGCCCCAAUUCUCUGAAGCCGGGCGCGUUUGGAGCAGGCGGGGAGACGCGCGCCCCAUGCCUGGCGCCUCGGUGAGCGCUUCCCUCUGCGUGCCCCCCUUUUGUGCCGAGAGGAGCUUUGGUCUCCUGAAGUUGAACUAUUCGCUGAUGAAGCCGCCAGCGUGGCGAUGUGGCGUGUAUUUCACAGAAGGGGAGUGGACCCUGCUGGAUCCAGAGCAAAGAGCCCUCUAUGAGGAGGUCAUGCAGGAGAACUACAGCGCCGUGUCCUCCCUGGGUAAGGGUCCUUAA
Messenger RNA from Euleptes europaea (tarantolino), 1281 nucleotides. Its product is annotated as zinc finger protein OZF-like. Gene Ontology annotation, molecular function: DNA-binding transcription repressor activity, RNA polymerase II-specific. Gene Ontology annotation, biological process: negative regulation of transcription by RNA polymerase II. Lineage: Eukaryota; Metazoa; Chordata; Lepidosauria; Squamata; Sphaerodactylidae. The transcript is spliced from 7 exons. Bases 1 to 1281 code for a protein of 426 amino acids. The record is from RefSeq and is a predicted model, not a curated record.